Daphnia pulex (common water flea) is the source of this 1806-nucleotide messenger RNA. Its product is annotated as D-beta-hydroxybutyrate dehydrogenase, mitochondrial-like. NCBI's taxonomy places the organism in Eukaryota, Metazoa, Arthropoda, Branchiopoda, Diplostraca, Daphniidae. The record is from RefSeq and is a predicted model, not a curated record. The transcript is spliced from 4 exons. Gene Ontology annotation, molecular function: oxidoreductase activity. The coding region runs from base 356 to 1531 and encodes 391 amino acids.
UCUUACGAUCGUGACUAAAAUAACAUCAUCCUAAUUGAGCCAACGCAGUGCGUAUAGCACUUGCGCAAAAUUUUCUCGGUUUGACUAAUUCUUACAUAACGGACGCGUUUUCUAACCAAAUUUAUCGCUAUUUUCUCUUUUUAAAAAACUCUCUCCUAUUUCUUUUGACACGGUUACCGACGAAAUACCCUGCGGUGAGUGAGCCCACAUGCCUAAGGUCCAGACUCUCAGACUGUGUUGCUUUUACUCCCACUACGCGUGCAACUUCGAAUAAGUAAGCAUCAUGCAAAAACAUAUUCAAGUGAAAUUUCGCUAGUGAACGAGGGGGACUUCCCCACUGAAGUGCUACCAAAAAAUGAUCGCUAAAAAAGUGGAAGAAUUCAUCCUGGAAACGAUUCUGGAUCAAAACUGGCCAUUGUUGCUGUCGUUUAUAUGUUUUAAUCUAGCUUAUGCAAUAGCCAAGUUCCCACUGUGCUCUUUUCUCUUGUCCAUCGCCGGAUUCGCUUUCUUGAUUUCAGUCUACUUUGGAAUUCUCUCGAUUGUAUCUACUGGACGUGCUGUUUUGAUCACCGGGUGUGAUUCGGGAUUUGGAAACGAGCUGGCGAAGAAAUUAAAUGCAAUAGGGUUCACCGUCUUUGCGGGUUGUUUGGACGAGAAGAGCAAUGGAGCCAUCGAACUAAACAGAACUGGCGAUGAAACGGGACAACGGCUUCAUGUCAUUCAAAUGAACGUCACCAAACAGGAAGAGGUGGACAAAGCUCUCGACUAUGUGGAGAAACAUCUUCCGGAGAAUGGACUCUGGGGUGUCGUUAAUAAUGCUGGACAAUACGGCAGUCCAGGUUGUUUCGAAUGGAUUCCAACGCAUGUUCUCGAGAAGGAAAUGUCGGUUAAUUUGUUUGGCGUUAUCCGCGUGACCAACGCUUUCCUGCCACUAGUCCGUAGGAGCCAAGGAAGGAUCGUGAAUGUUUCCUCAAUCAUGGACCGCAUGACAUCUCCGUUUUCUGGUUGUUAUACUAUUACAAAAGGCGCCAUUGAAUCUUAUUCGGCCAUUCUUCGACUGGAAAUGAAACGUUUCAACGUCCAAGUCGUCGUGAUUGAACCGGGUAACUUCAUGGCGGCCACGAAUAUUAAUAAAAGCAACGCUGGUGAAGAUACUUGCCAAUCACGUCGCUUGUGGGAUCAAUUGGACGAGAAAAUCAAAAACGAUUACGGAGAGGAAUGUUUCCAACAAGUAAUUUCCAUCAAUCGGAAGCUGGCAGAAAUUUCGACCGGAGAACCCCAUACUGUUGUUGAUGCCAUGGUGAACGCAGUUUCCCGACUCUAUCCAAAGAACCGAUAUUUCGUAGCCAACAUGUCAGAUAAAAUAAUGGCUUAUGGAAUGCAGUUUUUGCCACUCUGGAUUAGCGAUCGUCUGUUGUUGGCCAUUAUAGAUAAUCCCGUUCUAUUCGAUAGUAUGCAAUAUUUCAAAUAUGCCGUUUUGAUUCCUUUUUCCGCCACUUUACUUUGGUUAGGUGCAAUGAUUUGUAUGUAACGUUUAAUAAAUAAGAAUGGACAGCACAAUUUCAUUUUGCCCUCGAGUAUAAUAUCGCCAUUUGUUUUAACGCGCUUUCUUGUGGCGCUAACGACUAUACUUAUCCGCAAGAAUCCCCAAUGAUAUGGCCAGAAGCAUAUAGCCUUAAUGCAUAUCACUUAUAUACAACCGAAUUCUUUCUUCCACUUUCUCUCUGUCAGUACUACUCAGCAGCAACUAUACUACUUCUGUUGUGUAAAGACAAAUUCAGAAUAUUAAAUUAAUUCACUUGGAAA